Messenger RNA from Miniopterus natalensis, 2734 nucleotides. It is a transcript of the gene RNF139, whose product is annotated as ring finger protein 139. Lineage: Eukaryota; Metazoa; Chordata; Mammalia; Chiroptera; Miniopteridae. The record is from RefSeq and is a predicted model, not a curated record. Gene Ontology annotation, cellular component: Derlin-1 retrotranslocation complex; endomembrane system. Gene Ontology annotation, molecular function: zinc ion binding; ubiquitin protein ligase activity. Gene Ontology annotation, biological process: ERAD pathway; proteasome-mediated ubiquitin-dependent protein catabolic process.
GUGCGGAUGGCCCAUCAGCAGGCCUGGGCGGCGCUCGAAGUGGCGCUCCGGGUGCCCUGCCUCUACAUCAUAGACGCCAUCUUCAACAACUACUACGAUUACAGCCAAGGCCGGUUCUGCAUCGGGCUCCAGAUCUUCCUCCGGCUUCUCGGUGUAUUUGUAUCCAGUAUUGUUCUGAUCUUGUCACAGCGAUCACUUUUCAAGUUUUACAUGUACAGCGCAGCCUUUCUAUUAGCUGCAACUUCAGUGUUGGUAAAUUAUUAUGCUGCUUUGCACAUUGACUUCUAUGGUGCCUACAACACAUCAGCUUUUGGAAUUGAGCUGCUUCCUCGGAAAGGGCCCUCACUAUGGAUGGCACUCAUUGUUCUACAGCUAACAUUUGGAAUUGGAUACGUUACACUGCUCCAAAUUCAUUCCAUCUAUUCACAGUUAAUUAUUUUGGAUCUCUUGGUUCCUGUAAUAGGCUUAAUCACAGAGCUACCGUUACACAUCCGAGAGACUUUAGUUUUUACUUCUUCCUUGAUUCUUACAUUAAACACACUGCUUGUCUUGGCAGUGAAACUUAGGUGGUUUUAUUAUUCCACACGGUAUGUCUAUCUUUUAGUGAGGCACAUGUAUCGAAUUUAUGGAUUACAGUUAUUAAUGGAGGACACAUGGAAGAGGAUUCGUUUCCCAGAUAUACUGAGAGUCUUUUGGCUAACAAGAAUUACAGCUCAGGCUACAGUGUUAAUGUACAUUUUAAGGAUGGCAAAUGAAACCGAUUCCUUCUUUAUUUCUUGGGAUGAUUUCUGGGACCUCAUUUGCAAUCUUAUUAUUAGUGGGUGUGAUUCUACACUGACUGUACUGGGCAUGAGUGCUGUAAUUUCCUCAGUCGCCCAUUAUUUGGGCCUUGGAAUAUUGGCCUUUAUUGGAUCAAAUGAAGAAGACGACAGGCGGCUUGGCUUCGUAGCACCUGUUUUAUUUUUUAUUUUGGCUCUUCAGACUGGUUUAAGUGGUCUACGACCAGAAGAGAGACUUAUUCGCUUAAGUAGAAACAUGUGCCUUUUAUUAACUGCAGUCCUGCAUUUCAUCCAUGGAAUGACAGAUCCUGUAUUGAUGUCUCUCAGUGCCUCUCAUGUGUCAUCUUUCCGUAGACAUUUUCCUGUGCUCUUUCUUUCUGCUUGCCUGUUUAUUCUUCCCGUGUUACUCAGUUAUGUUCUUUGGCAUCACUAUGCACUAAACACAUGGUUGUUUGCCGUUACAGCCUUCUGUGUGGAACUUUGCUUAAAAGUAAUUGUUUCUCUCACUGUUUAUACAUUAUUCAUGAUUGAUGGCUACUAUAAUGUCCUCUGGGAAAAGCUUGAUGAUUAUGUCUACUAUGUUCGUUCAACAGGCAAUAUUAUUGAAUUUAUAUUUGGAGUAGUAAUGUUUGGAAAUGGGGCUUAUACUAUGAUGUUUGAGUCAGGAAGUAAAAUUCGGGCUUGUAUGAUGUGUCUACAUGCAUAUUUUAACAUCUAUUUACAAGCAAAAAAUGGCUGGAAGACAUUCAUGAAUCGUAGGACUGCUGUUAAGAAAAUUAAUUCACUUCCUGAAAUAAAAGGGAGCCGCUUACAAGAAAUAGAUGACGUCUGUGCAAUCUGCUAUCAUGAGUUUACAACAUCUGCUCGUAUCACACCAUGUAAUCAUUAUUUCCAUGCACUUUGCCUUCGGAAAUGGCUGUAUAUUCAAGAUACUUGUCCAAUGUGCCAUCAAAAAGUAUACAUCGAAGAUGAUAUCAAGGAUAAUUCAAAUAUAUCCAGCAACAACGGAUUUAUUGCACCUAAUGAACAUCCAGAGGAAGUUGUAAGAGAGGCGGAGGCGGCGGCGGCUGCUGCUGCUGCUGCUGCUGCUGAAUCUGACAGGGAAUUGAAUGAAGAUGACAGUACAGAUUGUGAUGAUGACGUUCAAAGAGAAAGAAAUGGAGUGAUUCAGAACACAGGUACAGCAGCUGAAGAACUUAAUGAGGACACUGACUGAUUAAACAGCAUUUACUAAUCAUUGAGGUUAUUUGUUCAAAAUUCAGUUCAUCCAAAAUGGAGUUAAUAUGCUUCACUUCAUUGUGUAACCAAGCACAAAAACAGUAUCAAUGUUGAAUCUGUGAAUGGUUUUCCGUUUACUGUGAUGUGCUACUGUAAAUAUACCUCUUGAAUUACUUCUGGUCUCUUUGGUGACCUAUUUAAAUUUGUGUACAUUAUUGUACAUAGAAUAAAAUGUUUUCACGUUUUUAUGACAAAAUUUGAACAAAUAGCUUUUUGAUAGAUAACGAUAAUAUGGUGCGCCAACUGUGCCAAAGAUUCCUCAGUGAAAGUGUAUAGUGCAUCUGACUCUGGCCCCUAGUGUUUAAGAUGAGUGGGAGAAUGAAAAUGCAAAUCAGAGGAAACCACACUAAAUCAAGAAAAUAAAAUAAUUUGGACCAGAGGAUAAAGGAUUUAUGUAGAAUAUUUUAUAAGCUAAGGAAAAAGUAGGCUGCCAGAAGUGAUUGGGACUUUUUGAAAUUUGAGAGUAGCACUGUAGUUGAACUGAGUUUGAAAGUCAAGAUUUGGACAGUGUGUGAGUUGAGAAAUAGGCACUUAUCAGCUAUGUAUCAACUUAUAUCUGGUCUGAACCAGAAUGUUUAAUUUUUAUGUAAAAAUAAGUAUAUUUGUUAGCCAUUCUGUGUUUGCAACGUUGACAUAAUAUUGUCCUUUCAUACUUUUGAAGAGAUUAUAAAAUGAAA